Mustela lutreola (European mink) is the source of this 4097-nucleotide messenger RNA. RefSeq names its product mitochondrial elongation factor 1 (gene MIEF1). The record is from RefSeq and is a predicted model, not a curated record. Gene Ontology annotation, biological process: positive regulation of mitochondrial fission; mitochondrion organization. Gene Ontology annotation, cellular component: mitochondrial outer membrane. Lineage: Eukaryota; Metazoa; Chordata; Mammalia; Carnivora; Mustelidae. The coding region runs from base 1 to 1392 and encodes 463 amino acids. The transcript has 4 exons.
AUGGCAGGCUCUGGUGAGCGCAAAGGCAAGAAGGAUGACAAUGGCAUUGGCACGGCCAUUGAUUUUGUGCUUUCCAAUGCCCGGCUGGUGCUGGGGGUGGGCGGAGCGGCCAUGCUGGGCAUUGCCACGCUGGCAGUUAAGCGGAUGUAUGAUCGGGCCAUCAGUGCCCCCACUAGCCCCACCCGCCUGAGCCAUUCAGGGAAAAGAAGCUGGGAAGAACCGAACUGGAUGGGCUCCCCCCGGUUGCUGAAUAAGGACAUGAAGACAGGCCUGAGCCGGUCCCUGCAGACCCUUCCCACAGACUCCUCGGUCUUUGACACGGAUACAUUCUGCCCACCCCGGCCCAAGCCAUUGGCCAGGAAGGGCCAGGUAGACUUGAAGAAGUCACGACUCCGCAUGUCCCUGCAGGAGAAACUUCUUACUUACUACCGGAACCGGGCAGCCAUCCCUGCUGGUGAGCAGGCUCGGGCCAAGCAAGCUGCUGUGGACAUAUGUGCUGAGCUUCGGAGCUUCCUGCGGGCCAAGUUGCCUGACAUGCCGCUUCGGGACAUGUACCUGAGUGGCAGCCUCUAUGAUGACCUGCAGGUGGUGACAGCAGACCACAUCCAGCUCAUCGUGCCCCUCGUGCUGGAGCAGAACCUGUGGUCAUGUAUACCCGGUGAGGACACCAUCAUGAACGUCCCUGGCUUCUACCUGGUCCGUCGUGAGAACCCAGAGUAUUUUCCUCGUGGUAGCAGUUACUGGGACCGCUGUGUCGUAGGCGGCUACCUCUCCCCAAAGACAGUGGCAGACACGUUUGAGAAGGUCGUGGCUGGCUCCAUCAACUGGCCAGCCAUAGGGUCCCUCUUGGACUAUGUGAUCCGACCAGCACCACCCCCAGAAGCCCUGACUUUGGAAGUGCAGUAUGAGCGUGACAAGCAUCUUGUCAUUGACUUCCUGCCAUCAGUGACCCUUGGCGAUACUGUCUUGGUAGCCAGACCACACCGGCUGGCGCAGUACGACAACCUUUGGCGGCUGAGCCUGCGACCGGCAGAGACGGCACGCCUGCGGGCUUUGGACCAGGCCGACUCGGGCUGCCGAUCUCUGUGCCUCAAGAUCCUCAAGGCCAUAUGCAAGUCCACUCCGGCUCUGGGCCACCUCACUGCCAGCCAGCUAACCAACGUCAUCCUCCACUUGGCCCAGGAGGAGGCUGACUGGUCUCCAGAGAUGCUGGCCGACCGGUUCUUACAGGCCCUGAGGGGGCUUAUCAGCUACUUGGAGGCGGGAGUCCUGCCCAGUGCCCUAAACCCCAAGGUGAACUUAUUUGCAGAGCUCACUCCCGAAGAAAUAGAUGAGUUGGGAUAUACUCUCUACUGCUCGUUGUCUGAGCCGGAGGUGCUGCUGCAGACGUAAGGGCAGGUGAAGGCCAGAGUGGGCGUCAGGUGGUCAGACCCUGGCUUCUCCGUUAGAAACGUGGCUGCAGAGUUGGUGCCUCACAGGGUCCCUAGGUGCCUCCUAUCUUGCUGGUCAUCGCCCGGUCACUUCAUGCUGAUCAGAAUGCCAUCUCCUUGUCUUCUGUUUUCUCACCGGACCCUUUCUAUUUUUGUUACCAAACACUGUGCUCCUACUCCUCCCCUCCCCCUGCUCCAGGCUCAUUUAUCUGGAAUGAAUUGAGAAGGCAGAGCACUGGCCUGAGCUGGUGUCUAGCAUUGUGGCCCAGGUUUUCUGUCCCUGUCUGCCCUGCCCUUUGGCCUCUUUGUUUUCAGUGUCUUCUCUGUUUUCCUCUUGUUCACGCCUUCUGUUUUGCUCCUUCCCCGGGAGCCUAUCUGCCUAGUCAAGAUGUUGCCUUUUCGUUGAAUGUCAGGGCAGAGUUCUGAUGGCGCUUUCCAAGCUGAGCUCUGCAGACUGAGUGCUCAGACAGUAUUUAGAAUUUCUGGGGGUAAAGCUAGCGAAAGAGCUGGCCUUUGACCCAGGUUCCUGGAGACUCAGCCCGUUUCCUCCGCCUCCUGACCAGCUCCAAUUCCUGAGUGCUGAAAAGGUCUCAUGGGAACACAGUUACUGACCGGCACAGGAGUGAGGUCAGUCUAAAUGGGGUGCAGAGGGUGUGUGUGCGCCCCGUGUCUGGUCCAGAUCCGAGCUGCUGUGCGAGAAGCCGGGGGAUGACAGGGAGGGAAGGGGCUGUCGGGACAGCACAGGUGCCGUGCACAGGUGCUGUUGGUUGGCCCCUUCCUUGCCUUAUUGCCAAUCAGAAUGAGGCCUUCAAGGACAUAGCCUUUGCAGUAGAGGUGGAAGAGAGGUUGACAGGCGGCAAACACCUGCUGAAAAGUCCAGUCACCAGUGGAAGUGUGGCCACCCUGUUUCUUCCCCUAGAGGCCCUGCCUUUUCAGGACGUUGCCUUAGCGCGGGAACAGGCCCACAGCCAGCCCUUCAUUCCCCACUGUCUGCCAUGGGAAAAUGAGGGGACGUUGUCUGAACUCUCCAGGCACCGCCAGAGGCCAGAGGGCAAGCAGACAUGCGCUGACCUCUUUCCCAUCCUGUCUCACCCCGCACCUGGGGGACUGGUGCUACCCAGGAAGAGCGUGCGUGGAUAAGACACACAGGAGAGGGAGGCGGGGCUUCCUGCGCUCCCUCUGGUUUCCGCUGCUAAAACCGCGCUGAGCAACGUCACAAGUAUCCUGAGGGUGGGGAGGAGGGUCUCACCUGGUCAGUGCAGCUUCUUUUUUUGCGCUUUCUUCCUGUUCUGGCAAGAAGCCAAUAAUAAUUCUGUUUCUGAUCUGCCUAUCCAGUAUUUUGUUCUCCCAUCAAGUUUUAUUUUUCUCUCUUCUUACUACCUCUCCAUCAGUGAGAUUCCAGUGACGCUCUCCGCAGCUGUCUCAUUCCUUCCCAAUGACAGCAGCAUGAACUGACUCUCUAAAUAGCACUGAAACCUCAGCUACCUUUCAGAUUUAGGGUAGAGAUUCCUGUCCCCUUUUGUCAUCAAUUAGGAGGUUGUGAACUAGGGUUAACGUUAGCUACGUUUGGAAAAUUUUCCUGUUUCUCUCUUAGAUCUGCAGCGGUUCCUUAAAGUGGCUCAGUUGCCAUUUGUAUGAAGCUAUUCAGAGAGAAUGAAAAAUACAAAUCCCAGAACCUUGAGAGUGAUUCUCCAUCCUGGCUGUUCAUCAGAAUCAAGUUAGAGUUUAAAGAAAAUCUCUUGUGCCUGACUGUUACCCUGGGUGACUGGCAGAGAGGGUAUAGGGAAGGCCCUGGCAUUGAUGGCUCCUGUGUACCCGUCUGGUAUCCAUUAGAGGGAAGGGAGAGGGGAGGUUUCAAAAGCACGGGUGAGUCUUCACUGAAGUAAAGGAUUUGGUUUUCCUAAUGUAUUAUAGGACCCAGUUUUCCCAAGCUGACAUCUCUGACCAAAUUCCAUAUAAAAUACUAGAAGGAGAGCUGAAAAAAAACGGUUUUAAAGACAAAGUCCCCAGUUAUCAAAGCCAAGUGUAAUUGUGAUUUGGUUUUAUCUCCUUUCUUAAAGAGCAUCUUUCUAAAGGCAUCUCUGUCUCUUAACUAUGUUUCACAAAACCAAAAACUGUAACUUUCCCAUUUCACAAGCAAGAACCACCCAGAAGUCCUCAGAACUAGAAGCAGUGGGAGUUCUUGGCCCUGGUCCUGGUGGGUUUGUUGACUUGAGGCUGGGCCAGCCCUGCAGCACGUGGAAGGCAGUGCCAUGCUUGGAGGCUUGGAUGAAAGAGGACAACAUUCCGACCAACCCCCACCCCACCCCAGGCUGCUCCACUCUGUCCAGUUUUUUAAUCUUUGGGGAAAGAUUUUGUGCUUUUCCCUGCCAUUCUGCCUUUAUAUUCAGUAACUCCUACCUUUGCCUGAAGUAAUGGCAUCUGCUCCUACUUCUCCACCUGGACAUUUUUUUUUUUGCACCGUCUGGGUUAGCAAACCAUGAGUUAGCCUCAUGCUUAAAAAAUAUACUCAUUGUCUUGAAAGCCUAAUUAAUUCUGAAGUAUAUGUUGGUUUUUUCUCUGUUGUCCCUUCCUAAAAAAAAUGAGUUCAGGAUAACCGUAUUUUAUAUGCUUGGUUGUGACUUUUUUUCCCCUCAAAUAAAUAAUCAAAAACUAAUGUCUGGAAAA